UCUUCUGCGACAGGUGAACACACAUCAUAGUUCAAUAGUCUCUGCAUUGUUGUUUCAUACAUUAUUAUUGCAGACUGAUACAGUGUUAUUGUGUAUAUUAUUAUUCUCUAGUUUAUUUUCAGUAAAGUCUGCCCGCUGCUUGCUGUGCUUUUAGAUGUUGCUGCUGAAACGAAUUAAUUUCCCACUCGGAAUCAAUAGAGUAUUUAUUAUUAUUAUUAUUAUUCUCCAGCCCUUUAUCUCUCAACAAUCAACUUCCCAGCUCUUUACUUCACUCCUCCCCCUCUCCCGGUUUACCCUAUCACCUCACCUGGCCCACAUUCUGACUCCCUCCCUUCCUUUCCAGUGCUGAAGAAGGGUCUGGGUCUGAAAGGCCGACUGUUCACUUCUCUCCAUAGUUGCCGUCUGUCUCCCUGACUUUCCCCCAGCAUUUUCCGUCUGUUGUUUUGGAUUUCGGCAUCUGCAGAUUUCCUUCUGUUUGCUCACACGCGCAUGCGCAGAAGUAUGAGGUAAUCCCAAAUAUCGCGCAUGCGCUCAGCAGACGAGAGGCUCACAAAGACCGGCCGCAGGUUUGAAAUGGCAGAACACUUGUGUAUGGGAAUCUCAAACACAACAACACAUCAGUUUUGCUGUUUGGAUAUUUAAGGAGUGACCAAAUUUAUUCUUUGCAACACCAGCACAUCUGGUGUUGAUUCUUAGACGUGAAGAAGUAUCUCAUCCCAUCUGGUAAUGUAUUCUGUCUCUGAGAUGAAGUUUUCUGUUUUUACUCUGUGUAAUUCACUGGAACUGGGAGCUGAGAACACACCAGCAUUUGUUCACUGGAGAUCAGUUCUUCAACUGCAUCAAUCGUACAAGGCAUUCAAACAUCUGACUUUCUGAAUUGCCAGAGAAUUGUUCGCAGUGAGAUAUCAUUCUUCUUCUCUCAGUGUGGAAAGAGAUUCACUCACAGGCUACCCACAGACACGCCAGUGAGUUCACAGUGGGGAGAGGCCAUUCACCCGCUCUGUGUGAGGGAGGGCAACCACUCAGUCAUCCAGUCUGAAGACACAUCAGCAAGUUCACACCAUAGUGAGAUGCUCCUGCUGUUCUGCAAGCGGGAAGCCAUUCUGUUAUUGAUGCUAAAGGUAUAUCAGAAAAUACACCAGUGAGAGGGCAUUGACCUGCUCGGACGGUGGGAAGGCACUCAAUCACGCCACAGUGACACCAGUGAGUUCACACCGGAGAGAAGCCAUUCACAUGCUCUGAAUGUGGGAAAGGAUUCACUAAAUCAUCUCAACUGAAUGAACACGAGCGAGUUCACACUGAAAAGAUGCCGUUCACCUGCUCAGACUGUGGGAAGGGAUUCACUCAAUCAUCCACACUACAUAGACACCAGCGAGUUCACACCGGGGAGAGGCCAUUCACCUGCUCAGACUGUGGGAAAGGAUUCAUUCAGUCAAACGACCUGCUACAACAUCAGUUAGUUCACACUGGGAAGAGACCAUUUACCUGCUCAGACUGUGGGAAGGGAUUCAAUCAGUGUUCUCAUCUCCAGACACACCAGCGACUUCACACUGGGGAGAGACCAUUCAUCUGCUCAGACUGUGGGAAGGGAUUCAUUCGCUUUUCCGCACUACAGAGUCAUCGGCGGGUUCACACUAAGGAGAGGCUAUUCACCUGCUCAGACUGUGGGAAGGGAUUCACUCACUCGUCCAAUCGACAGAGACACCAGCGAGUUCACACUGGGGAAAAGCCGUUCACUUGCUCUGAAUGUGGGAAGGGAUUUGCUCGGUCAUCUGAACUGAAGGUACAUCAGCGAGUUCACACUGGGGAGAAGCCAUUCAGCUGCUCUGAAUGUGAGAAAGGAUUCAUUCAUUCAUCUCAGCUCUUGAAACACCAGCAAAUUCACACUGGGGUGAAACCAUUCAUCUGCUCUGAAUGUGGGAAGGGAUUCACUGAUUCAGCUCAUCUGAAAGAACAUCAGUUUGUUCACACUGCAGAGAGACCGUUCACCUGCUCAGACUGUGGGAAAGGAUUCAUUUGGCAUUCUCAUCUGCUGACACACCAGUUAGAUCACACUGGGGAGAAACCAUUCACAUGCUCUGAAUGUGGGAAGGGAUUCACUUGGCAAUCUCAACUGAAGGAACAUCAGCAAGUCCACACUGGGGAGAAGCCGUUCACUUGCUCUGAAUGUGGAAAGGUAUUUUCUCGGUCAUCUCAACUGAAGAUACAUCAGCGAGUUCACACUGGGGAGAGGCCGUUCAGCUGCUCUGAAUGUGGGAAAGGAUUCAUUUCUUCAUCUCAGCUCUUGAAACACCAGCGAAUUCACACUGGGGAGAAACCGUUCAUCUGCUCACAAUGUGGGAAGGGGUUCACCUAUUCAAGUCAGCUGAAAGAACAUCAGUUUGUUCACACUGCAGAGAGGCCGUUCACCUGCUCAGACUGUGGGAAAGGAUUCAUUCGGCAUUCUCAACUACUGACACACCAGUUAGAUCACACUGGGGAGAAACCAUUCAUCUGCUCUGAAUGUGGGAAGGGAUUCACCCAUUCAGCUCAACUGAAGAAACAUCAGCGACUUCACACUGGGGAAUGGCCAUUCACUUGCUCAGUUUGUGGGAAGGGAUUCACUCGGUCAUCUCAACUGAAGGUGCAUCAGCGAUUCCACACUGGGGAGAAACCUUUCAGCUGCUCUGAAUGUGGUAAGGGAUUCACUCGGUCAUGUCAACUGAAGCUACAUCAGCGAGUUCACACUGGGGAGAAACCAUUCAACUGCUCUGAAUGUGGGAAAAGAUUCACUGGGUCAUCUCGACUGAAGGUACAUCAGCGAGUUCACACUGGGGAGAGGCCAUUCACGUGUUCUGAAUGUGGGAAGGGAUUCAUUGAGUCAUCUCAACUCAAGAAACAUCAGUUUGUUCACACUCGGGAGAGGCCAUUCAGAUGCUCUGAAUGUGGGAAGGGUUUUGCUCGGUCAUUUCAACUGAAGGUACAUCAGCGAGAUCACGCUGGGGAGAGACCAUUCAGCUGCUCUGAAUGUGGGAAGGGAUUCACUUUGUCAUCCAAACUUGUGUGGCACUACCGAAUUCACACUAGGGAGAAACUCCUCACCUGCUCAGAUCGUGGGAAGGAAUUCACUCGGUCGUCUGAGUUUAAAAUACAUCAGCAAAUUCACACUGGGGGAUGCCACUCACCUGUUCUGAAUGUGGGAAAGGAUUCACUCAGACAUCCCAAUUAAGACUAUAAGAUAUUGGAGCAGAAGUCGGCCAUUCGACCUUUCGAGUCUGCUCCGCCAUUCGGUCACGGGCUGAUCCAAUUCUUCCAGUCAUCCCCACUCCCCUGCCUUCUCCCCAUACCCUUUGAUGGCCUGGCUAAUCAAGAACCUAUCUCUCUCUGGCUUAGAUGCGCCAAAGGACUUGGCCUCCACAGUUGCUUGUGGCAACAAAUUGCACAAAUUUACCACCCUCUGACUAAAGUAAGUUCUCCUCAUCUCUGUUCUAAAUGGAUAUCCUCCAAUCCUGAAGUUGUGCUCUCUUGUCAUAGCCUCCCCGACACAUUGGGAAUAACUUUCCCAUAUCUACUCUGUUCAGAGCUUUUAACAUUCAGAAUGUUUCAAUGAGAUUCCGUCCACCCCCCACUGCCUCCCGGCCCCCACCAUUCUCCUGAACUCCAGGGAAUACAGCCCAAAAGAAGACAGAUGCUUCUCGUAUGGUAACCCUUUCAUUCCUGGAAUCAUUCUUGUGAAUCUUCUCUGAACCCUCUCCAAUGUCAGUAUAUCCAUUCUAAAAUAAGGAGCCCAAAACUGCACACAAUACUCCAAGUGUAGUCUCAUGAGAGCCUUAUAGAGCCUCAACAUCACAUCCCAGCUCUUAUAUUCUAUACCUCGAGAAAUUAAUGCCACCAUUGCAUCCACCUUCUUCACCACCGACUCAGCCUGGAGGUUAACCUUUAGGGUAUCCUGCACAAGGACUUCCAAGUUCCUUUCCAUCUCUGCAUUUUGAAUUCUCUCUCAAUCUAAAUAAUCGUCUGCCUGUUUAUUUCUUUCACCAAUAUGCACGACCAUACACUUUCCAACAUUGUAUUUCAUUAACUACUUCUUGGCCCAUUCCCUGAAACUAUCUAAAUCUCUCUGCCAGCACUCUGUUUCCUCAGCACUACCCGCUCCUCCACCUAUCUUUGUAUCGUCGGCAAAUUUUUCCACAAAUCCAUUAAUCCAACAGUCCAAGUCAUUGACAUACAUCGUAAAAAGCAUCUCAACAUCGACCACAGUGGAACUUCAGUGGUAACCGGCAGCCAGCCAGAAUAGGAUCCCUUUAUUCCCACUCUGUUUUCUGUUGAUCAGCCAAUGCUCCACCCAUGCUAGUAAAUUCCCUGUAAUUCCACGGGAUUUAUCUUGCUAAGCAACCUCAUGUGCAACAUCUUUCAAAGGCCCCUGAAAAUCCAAGUAUACCACACCUACUGCAUCUCCUUUGUCUACCCAACUUGUAAUUUCCGCAAAGAAUUGCAGUAGGUUAGUAAGGCAGGAUUUUCCUUUCAAGAAACCACGCAGGCUUUGGCCUAUCUUGUCAUGUGCCUCCCAGUACUCCGUAACCUCAUCCAUAACAAUCGAUUCCAGCAACUUCCCAACCACUGAAGUCAGGCUUUCAGGUCUGUAGUUUCUUUUCUGCUGCCUCCCACCCUUCUUAAAUAGCGGAGUAACAUUUGUAAUUUUCCAGUCAUCAGGUACUAUGCCAGAAUCUAUCGAUUCUUGAAAGAUCUUUAGUAAUGCCUAUGCAAUCUCUCCAGCUAUUUCCUUCAGAACCCGAAGGUGCAUUCCAUCAGGUCCAGGAGAUUUAUCCACCCUCAGACCUUUAACCUUCCUGAGCACCUUCUCAGUUGUAACUUUCACUGCAUGUGCUUCACUUUCCUGACACUCUUGAAUGUCCGAUAUUCAGUACUGCAGAUGCCUUCCACCGUGAAGAAUCAUGCAAAAUACGCAUUCAGUUCCUCUGCCAUCUCUGUGUCUCCCAUCACAAUAUCUCCCGUGUCAUUUUCUAUUGGUCGUAUAUCUAUUCUCAACUCUCUUUUACCCAAUGGCAGCCAUCCUUUAGCCAAGUUUCAGAUUUGGCCACAACGUCAUAUUGCCAAUCUAGCUGAAUUUCAAGACCAUCCACUUUAUUUCUUAUGCUGCGAGCAUUCAAAUACAGCACUGUGUGGUGCACCCUCUCCAAACCUGUCAUGCUACGUUUUGGAGAACAGGAACCCCCGAACUUGCCGGAAAGUCUGAGGAAUGGAAAUGAAACUUAACUGAGAAGAUGUUGGGACAUGAAAAUGCAUUUUGGACCGAUGAGCUGAUGUUUGUUACUCCAGGAUUACUUACAACACUAUUGGAGUGACCAAGGAUACCCCUUUCUGAGAGAGGUCUCGCCGGUCAUCCGGUAUUGAAUGAACUCCGCACGUAUACACAGGGGAGAAACUGUACAACUGCUCAGACUGCGGGAAGGAAUUCACUCAGUCAUCUCAACUGAAUGAACAUCAGCGAGUUCACACUGGGUAGAAGCCGUUCAUCUGUUCCAACUGGAAAUGAAUUGUCACUUUCAUCUCGCCUGUCUACACACCAGACUGUUUUCAGCAGUGAGAGGACGUUGUCCUGCUCAGACUGUGGGAAGGCAUUCACACACUCAUCCACACUGCAGAGACAGUGGCGGGUUCACACUGUGGUGAGGGUGGUCACCUGCUCUGAAUGUGGGAUGGGUUUCAAUCAGUCACUCAUCCUUGUGUCACCCUGCUGGGCUUUGACCCAUCGUUAAUCGGAGAGAUCAGAAGCUUGAGAGGACGGAAUUCACUCAAGUUCGCCAAUUGAGCAUUAAAGGCAGUGGUUUCAGGGCAGGUUAUUUUUGAGCUUUCACCAGGGGCCAGUCAACAGUCAGGAUUGAUGAUCAAGAAGAUGCCAACGUUAGGCAGCAGCAAAUGGAGUGGCCGAUGGUGGACUGGGCAGAGUUGGAAUGGAGACUUUGAGGCUUUACCUCUUUGAGGGUUCAGUCAGGACAGCCUUCGCACAGAGAAGGCAACAUUAUACUGGAGGUGGAAGUUUUUUUGCCCCCUUCCUCACAGUUGCUGAGUUAGAACAGUCGAGAUGCCAGGCAGGAUAGUGGAAAGCUCCUCUUGCGGGAUGUGGGAAGGCAGGAGACCCUCCUGUGUCCCCGAUAACUACACCUGUGAGAAGGGCAUCCAGCUUCAGCUCCGAAUAAACCACAUUAAGGAGUGGGAGCUGGAACUGGAUGAACUCCAGAUCAUUCGGGAGGCUGGAGGGGUGAUAGGUCGGACAUAUAGAGAGGUAGUUGUAACCAGGCUGUACGCCACAGGGAUCUGAGUGACAGUUGCAAAGCAGAAAGUGGGGGGGUGGGGUGGGGGGGUGGGGACAGCAAGUGCAGUGUACCCCUGUGUUCAUCCCCCUGAACAACACAUGUAUCACUUUGGUCACAGUUAGAGACGGUGGGAUGACCUGGCCAAGGAAGGUUAGAGCAGGUGGGUCUCUGGCACUUAGUCUGGCUCUGAGACUGAGAAGGGGAGGGUUGAGAAGAGGCGAGCUGUGGUCAUUGGUGAAUCAUUAGCUAAGGGAACUUACUGGAUGUUCUGUGGGUGAGAAUGAGAUUCCAGGAUGGUAUGUAGCUUCCUGUGUUCUCCAGGUCUGGGUUAUCUCCGGCCGAGCACUCAGCUUUGCUCAGGAGGGUGAACAGUGAAGGUUGUGAUCCAUGUGGGUACCAAUGAUAUGGGCUGGUAGAGUAACGAGGUUCUGCAAAGGGAGUUCAGGGAGUGAGGUGCUAAGUUAAAGGGCAGCUCGUCCAGGGCUGUGACCACAGGUCUCUCAUCUGUGCCACAUGCCAAGAAUAGGAAGAUUAUACAGUUUAACAUGUGUCUAAGGAUUUGGUGCAGGAGGGAGGGCAUAAUGUUAUUGGAUCAUUUGAGCCCACAAGGAUUACUGUAUGUACAGGAGUGUGAGUAUGUUGGGGGAGAGGGGACAUCGUUGCUGGAGGGUGAAAUGGGCAGACAGGUCUCUCUCUCACACACACACACAAACAUAUGCAGUGGAGUGUGAGGGAGGGGAGUGAGAAGGGAUAAGGGGAAUGAGGAGGAUGGUGUUAGGGCUCAUUCACAAAGUCUCAGACUCACCCAACCGUCCCCCUCUGGAAUUGGUCCCAUUCCCUACCCCAGGCUGGGGCUGGGCAUUGAUUUGCCUUGCCAACAAGAAAAUGAAUUGUUUGAUAGCAUCUGGUGAACACAUUUUGAUAAUAAAUUUACGUUGAAC
Molecule: messenger RNA, 7258 nt
Organism: Mobula hypostoma (lesser devil ray)
Lineage: Eukaryota; Metazoa; Chordata; Chondrichthyes; Myliobatiformes; Myliobatidae
Product: oocyte zinc finger protein XlCOF6-like
Exons: 2
Coding region: 1307-3208 (633 amino acids)
Biological process (GO): regulation of DNA-templated transcription
Molecular function (GO): DNA-binding transcription factor activity, RNA polymerase II-specific; RNA polymerase II cis-regulatory region sequence-specific DNA binding
Source: RefSeq, a predicted model, not a curated record